Pogona vitticeps (central bearded dragon) is the source of this 2455-nucleotide messenger RNA. It is a transcript of the gene CTSO, whose product is annotated as cathepsin O. Gene Ontology annotation, biological process: proteolysis. NCBI's taxonomy places the organism in Eukaryota, Metazoa, Chordata, Lepidosauria, Squamata, Agamidae. Gene Ontology annotation, molecular function: cysteine-type peptidase activity. The record is from RefSeq and is a predicted model, not a curated record.
CCUGCCAAGAAGGAAAAGCCUCGCCUGAGGCUCGCCUUGGGUGCCGGGGUCGAGGCCGGAGGAGGAGGGGCCUGCGAAGAGAAAGGAAAAUGAAACCUCCGGCGCGCCCCCGAGACUCAGGAAGCCGGGCCGAAGCCUCGGUGGCCGGCUCCUCAUGAAGCUGGGGCCGUGGCUCCUCUCGGCCGUUCUCGCCUGCCUCCUCGAGGGCACCCGCGGCGAGUCGGCCGGAGAGGAAAACGGCCUCCCUCAUGACAACCUGGAGGGUCCUUUCGUCACCCCCGGGGAGGGCGAGGGGAAGAAGAAGGAAGCGGCGCUGCGGGAAAGCAUUAAAAGAAUUAACAACUUGAAUUCAUUAUCAUCUGGUGACAACAUUACAGCUUUCUAUGGAAUAAAUCAGUUUUCCCAUUUGUUUCCUGAAGAAUUUAGAGCUAUUUACUUACAGUGCAGAGCUUUUAAAGUUCCCAAAUAUAACCGGGAAGUUUCACUAGAAGGAACAGAAAAGCCCUUACCAGCAAAGUUUGAUUGGAGAGACAAAAAAGUUAUUACCCAAGUGAGAAAUCAAGAAACGUGUGGUGGUUGCUGGGCUUUCAGCAUUGUUGGUGCAAUAGAGUCUGUCUAUGCAAUUAAAGGGAAUGUUCUGGAAGAAUUCAGUGUACAACAAGUUAUUGACUGCUCAUACAAUAAUGUUGGUUGUCAAGGUGGCUCAACUGUUGCCGCUUUGAGUUGGCUGAAUCAGACACAUGUCAAACUGGUGAAAGAUUCAGAGUAUUUAUUUAAAGCUGAAACAGGAUUGUGCCAUUACUUCAGUCGCUCAGAUUUUGGAGUCUCGAUUAUAGAUUAUGCUGCAUAUGAUCUCAGUGGCCAGGAAGAUAAAAUGAUGAAGAUGCUGUUUCAUUGGGGCCCUUUGGCAGUAAUUGUAGAUGCAGUUAGCUGGCAAGAUUACCUUGGUGGUAUCAUACAGCAUCAUUGUUCCAGUGGAGAAGCAAAUCAUGCUGUUCUCAUUACAGGUUAUGACACAACAGGUAGCAUUCCUUAUUGGAUUGUACGGAACUCCUGGGGACGUACAUGGGGAAUAGAUGGCUAUGCUCAUAUUAAAAUGGGUUCCAAUAUCUGUGGAAUUGCUGAUGAAGUUUCUGCUGUGUUUGUGUGAAAUGGCUGCUCUGGAUGAAGGACUUGUACAUUUAUCAUGCUUUUUCCAAUAUGAAUGCAUUUUAUUUUCAAACCAGAAAACUUUGUGCAUUGAAACCAUAACAAAUCUAAUGCGCUGCUUAGGAGAUUUUUCUUCUAGGCCACUGCUGUUUGAAUCAUACUCAAAUUAUGCAGCAGUAAUGCAUUUUAUAUGCCUAGGUAUGGUGUGAAGUGUGGUAAUCUUGAUUCUAUUUAUGAUUAUAAAAAUACCUCAAAGAAGUGUCUUGAGGUACUGUGCCACAUGAGAUAAAGAGUUAAGUUCAUGUCUUGGAGAUCUGAAUUCAUCAGGUAUUUAAUUGUUAUGUAGCCUUAGGUAAAUUGCACUCAGCACCUCCAUUCCCUAUUUGGUAGUAACAGUCAGCCAUAUUACUAGAUUAUUGCAAAGACAAAACACAAGCUAGAGCAUUUGCAAAUAAACCUCAGAAUUUUAAGUAUGAAUAAUUAGGGAACCUACCUCUUCUUCCCAUGUUUUAUGUAAUGUUCAUAUAUAUAUCAGCAGUGCUGUUUAAAGCCCUGAUUUCUAUGAACCACCCUCUAGAGCAGAAGUAGGCAGUUUUCUGGUGUGUGUAUGUGUGGGGGUGCUGCUGCUUGAGAUUCCAUUGUUGUUAUCAAAUUUUGGCAGCAACUAUAGCAGAUCUCUUGGUUUACAGACUGCCAGAGUGCCCUCUCUCAUUAUAAAGUUCUGCAAACUGGCAGGACAGAAGGUCUUCUUCCCUUUUGCUUUGUUUUGACUUCUUGGACUACAAGUGAGCAGCAAAGACUUCAGGAGUGGCUGGCAUGUGCUUCAGUAUAGCUGGUGGUGAGGAAUGGUAAGCAGCAGUCGUAACAUCAUCAGGAGAGCUGCAGUAGGCCCAUCUCUGUUUUGUCUGCUAUUUCCAUGCUCCUGAUGUGUCUUUCAUUCCUGUUCUUGACCUUUUUUUGCUCUUCUGGAACCUGACAUGAAACUGUCCAGGAUAUGUGACAGUAUGUCCAGUCUAGGUAUGAGCUUGACUCAAACUGAUUUAUUAAGUCUGGCUUAUAACUGAUAAUUAUUGAGAAUGCUGUUCUCUUUCCUUGGCAACAGCCUUUCACAAACAAAUGAAUAGCAUUUUGAAAAUAACUAACAUUUGAUGACAAAAUGGUAAGAACUAUAAUUGGUUAGUGGUAGUGAUCCACAGAUUCAUUUUGAUUAACACCCAUGUAAAUGUUAGUUGAACUGUAAAAAUAUUUUAUACACUUGCGUGAACAAUACCUAAUUUUUGUAAUAAAGUUGAAAGCAUAAAAACUG